Arxiozyma heterogenica is the source of this 1689-nucleotide messenger RNA. RefSeq names its product calcineurin catalytic subunit A (gene CMP2). Gene Ontology annotation, cellular component: calcineurin complex; cytoplasm. Bases 1 to 1689 code for a protein of 562 amino acids. Gene Ontology annotation, molecular function: calmodulin-dependent protein phosphatase activity; calmodulin binding. Gene Ontology annotation, biological process: fungal-type cell wall organization; calcineurin-mediated signaling. The record is from RefSeq and is a predicted model, not a curated record. NCBI's taxonomy places the organism in Eukaryota, Fungi, Ascomycota, Saccharomycetes, Saccharomycetales, Saccharomycetaceae. The transcript has a single exon.
AUGAAAACAGAUGCUGAAAUUAAUACUGAAAAGAUUAAUAACGCUAUAAAAGUGAUAGAGUGUAAGAAUCAUGCACCAGACAUUUCAAUAGAUUCUUCUAACUUAGCUCCCUCCAGUCUUAAAAAAUCUAUCGACCUCACUAAAUAUACACUGGAAAACGGCGAGGUAGUUUCCACUAUAAACAGAUUAAAUAAUAACGUCCCACCAAUUACUAAUUAUAUUCCAUCCGACGAGGACGUGUUCGACCCCAAGACCGGGCUUCCUAACCACAUCUUCAUCAGAGAUCACUUUAAGAAAGAGGGGAAACUGACAAUAGGGCAAGCUAUAAAAAUUAUUCAAAUGGCUACAGAUUUACUCUCAGAGGAACCCAAUCUGUUACACGUACCUGCUCCUGUCACUGUUUGUGGUGAUAUACAUGGUCAGUAUUAUGAUUUGCUUAAAUUGUUCGAAGUGGGUGGUGACCCAUCGAUGACUCCAUACCUUUUCCUAGGUGACUAUGUGGACCGUGGUUCCUUUUCUUUCGAAUGCUUAAUCUACUUAUAUUCGUUGAAAUUGAAUUUCAAUGAUCAUUUUUGGCUAUUAAGAGGUAACCAUGAAUGUAGACAUCUGACUUCGUACUUCACUUUUAAAAAUGAAGUUCUUCAUAAAUAUAACAUAACUGUCUACGAUGAAUGUUGUAAUUCCUUCAACGCUCUUCCCUUGGCUGCUCUGAUGAAUGAACAAUAUUUCUGUGUGCAUGGUGGGAUAUCUCCUGAAUUGAAAACUCCUGAAGAUGUUAAUACAAAGAUUAAUAGAUUUAAAGAGAUCCCGUCCCGUGGCUUGAUGUGUGAUUUAGUUUGGGCAGAUCCAAUAGAAGAAUACGAUGAUAAUACAGAUAUAAAUCUACAAGAAAAAUUCAUGCCAAACGAGAUUAGAGGUUGUUCCUAUGCAUUUACGUAUAAGGCAUCUUGUGAUUUCUUACAACGGACAGGUUUACUGUCUAUCAUCAGAGCACACGAAGCACAGGACGCAGGUUAUAGGAUGUACAAAAAUACUAAGACUUUAGGCUUCCCAAGUUUGUUAACCCUAUUUAGUGCACCAAACUAUUUGGAUUCUUAUAAAAAUAAAGCUGCAAUUUUGAAAUAUGAGAAUAAUGUCAUGAAUAUUAGACAGUUUAACAUGUCUCCUCAUCCUUACUGGUUACCUGACUUUAUGGAUGUUUUCACUUGGUCUUUGCCCUUUGUUGGAGAGAAAGUCACUGAGAUGCUCGUCUCUAUUCUAAAUAUCUGUACAGAAUAUGAAUUGGAAGAAGAUACACCCAUUAUUGAAGAUCAACUAAGACAAAAUAUCGAUUCAACAGAUCAAGACAUUAACAAAACAAAAAACAGUAAAUCUAUAUUGAAUGACGAGCACAGACGGAAAGCUUUGAGAAAUAAAAUAUUGGCGAUAGCCAAAGUUAGUAGAAUGUACUCUGUUUUAAGAGAAGAAAGGGAAAAGGUUCAAUAUUUGAAGAGUAUGAAUCAAGGAAUUUUGCCUCGUGGUGCCUUGGCACACGGAACAGAUUCAUUGAAUGAAACCUUAUCGACUUUUGAAAGAGCAAGAAAGGAGGAUUUGAUCAACGAAAAAUUGCCACCUUCUUUAGAUCAAGUAGAAAAGGUUAAAAAGAAAAGAUACGAGGAUAUAUUGAAAAAAGCAAAUGGAGGGAAAUGA